CAAAGGUUCAGAAGGAAGAUAUCCUGAAGACAAUCAUCCUUUGUCCGCCACAUCCUUGCUGGCACCAUCGACCAUUGAAGAACUAGGCUCUCCUCUCAGUUGUCUUCACUUCGUCGGCCCUCUUUUUCAAAAACCAAUCUGCGCAAACAGUACAACCUAGUCAUGACGUCCCCGCCGCCCACCUACAUCACGAAUCGAGCGGGGAAAAAGGUCCGGAAUCCGAAGCACAUCGCAUACAUGCGACAGAAAAACAGCAAGGCCCAGAAAGAUACAGAGAACGAGACGGCGCAAAUCGCCGAGGCACCCGACACCAGCGAAGACGGCAAAGAACCCCACGGCAACGAGAAGCGCGACGAUGGCUACUACGAUAAAUUCGUCGACUUGUCCAGGCCGUGGGAGACCGCGGGAGAUCUGGCUACCAACCCGGGAGCCCGCUGGUGCGAGCGUGAAUUCUCCCGUUUUCGGGAGGUCCAGAGGGUGACGGUCGUCGAGGACGGAAAGCUCGUCGCCGACUACCGUCGCAAAGGCGUUGGUGCCGACGAGACCCACCAUCUAUUUUCGACCACCAAGGCGGUGAUGUCCAUGCUCAUUGGUGCCGUGAUGGAGUACUCCGAGCUCGUCGAGCUGAAUGUCACCGACACACUCGGUGAUAUCUUCCCCGACGACUGGGCCUGGCACAAGCUAAGCGGCGAGGAGCUGGAAUACAAAAAGUCCAUCCGCGUGGAGGAGCUUCUGACCAUGACUUCCGGGUUGAUUUCGAUGUUUGGCGGCCGGAGAGGCAUCCUCCACAUGAAAGAAGUGUCGAUUGCGGAUGCUCCUGGGUCCGACCUCCCUCGGGCCCUCGCCGCACCGGCGUGGGACCCCAAGCUCCGUGGCAAGUUCAAGUACAUGCCUUCUUCGAACAUCCUUAGCUACGUCAUACACCGCAAGACGGGCCUGUCCCCGAGGGCCUUUGGGGAUGAGUACGUCUUUUCGAAGCUCGGCAUCGACCACGACAAGAUGGACUGGGACGCCAACGCCAACGGUGUCGAAACCUCGUUCAGCCAGCUCCAGUUGACGACGCCACAGAUGUGCAAAAUCGGACAGCUGUAUCUGCAGGACGGCCACUGGUGCCCGCCGGCUGACGGCGAAAAAACCUCAACCAUCCUCUCGGAGGACUGGAUAAGGGCCAGCCACACCAAACACGUCUUCGGCGACACAAAGGCUGGCUUCGACCACUGGUACGGGUAUCUCUGGUCGCUCUACGACCGCGAAUACCACGGAGUCCGCUCGGCCGGGGACUGCUGGUCAGCUCCCGGCCUGGGAGGGCAGCUCAUCGCCAUCAGCAAGGAAACCAACCGCGUCGUCGCUGUCAGCCGAUCGCUCCCCCCGCCGGAUCCCAAGACACUGAUCCACCACAAGAAGCUCUGCAUCAAGCUCCUGGGAAACACCAUGCACUACCAGCCGCAAAAUGCAAACACCAAAAGCAAGCACGGGUAUGGGGGAUUGCCCCCGCCAUACAUCAGGAACAAGGACGGGAAAAUGGUUCGCAACCCCGAGUACAUCGCGGCAAUGACCGAGGUCAGCGAUGGGCUCAACAGUUCCGACAUGGGGGGCGGACGGCUGGCCAUGGCGGAGGUCGACGAGCACAAAGAGGAGGAAUGAACCUGUGUUAUGGAUAAAGGAUUUGCUGAUACUUCCGGAAAAAACGAAAUGGAGCCUGCUGCAUUUCGGACUGUGGAAUAAAAUCGGUGGCACUACCCAACUCAGCGCACAGGCCAAGGGAAUGGUGUCAUUGUCCGUACUUCGGUGGACUAUCCUUCUUAAAACUCUAGUUCGAUGAUCGAGGUGUCAUGAAAUCAAAACAAAAGAGUUUCAUACGGUGGUGCGUACGUAAAAUCCAGAAGUGAUGGGAUCAUCGGUAUUGUAUAUUUGCAAUUGAAAAAAGGCAGCCGUUAAAGUAAAAACACAUAAUGUUUAUUAUCAGUCAUGUACUGGUGUCUUUUGUUUUGUAAAAAUAGAUUUGUAAUUUGAACGGUUGGUUCCGGAAAACAACAAACCAAAGUUUCCUAGAUGACCACAAGAAAUGGAUAGCUAUUUAUGGAAUAAGGAAGUUUUUGAUGAACAACCACAUUUUUAACCAAGUGAAUAAUAUAUACAAAAUCAC
This is a messenger RNA of Pseudo-nitzschia multistriata, 2146 nucleotides long. Lineage: Eukaryota; Bacillariophyta; Bacillariophyceae; Bacillariales; Bacillariaceae. The record is from the annotation of a GenBank genome assembly.